Molecule: messenger RNA, 2013 nt
Organism: Columba livia (rock pigeon)
Lineage: Eukaryota; Metazoa; Chordata; Aves; Columbiformes; Columbidae
Exons: 4
Coding region: 211-1002 (263 amino acids)
Source: RefSeq, a predicted model, not a curated record
UGGGAGGCUGAGGGAGCGGCUCAAGAUGGCGGCCGUGGGGUGGGUUGUGUGAGGGGCUGCAGGAGGGUAGAAAGAGGCCUGGCCUCGCAGCUCCGAGUUCUUCGGUGACCCUCUUGGAGCUGGAAUUGGCCUCCCUGAGCUGGGAGAGGCAAGGAACGCUGCUCUGAGCUGGCCAGUGUUGCUUUUGUGCGUCCUUCGAGUGUGGGGGAAAUGUUCGUUCCAGAACGUGGAGCUGCGGCUCUGAAGGUAACAGCACAUUGCACAGACCUGAGGAAACGGAACUGCCUGGGGGUUCCGGAGCGUGGAAGGAAACUCCUGGUGAGGGCUGCUGCUGUGCGCCACGUCGUCCGGCUUCGCCCGAGGACAGAGCCGGUGCCCUCAGGAAAACAGCCCGGCACGGUGUCAGCGGCGUUGUCUGUCCGUCCAGCCUUCGGUUCCCGUUCUCACGCUACAGCUGCAACACCAGCUACCUCUGAGCUCAAGGAGACACUCAGGCGCUUCUCCGGAGCCCCUUUGGCAGCGCAGGAGCCGGAGCGCUGUGCCCGCGGUGCCGCGCUGAGCUCCCUGCACGGGAGCCGCCAGCUUCAACAGCUCAGCGUCGGGGAGAUGACAACAGCGAGCCAGAAAUCCAGAGUGAAUAGUUCUCUGAGGCCAACCAGCUGCUUAAACCAGGAUGAUACUCGGGAUAAAGGGAAGAAACUUUUACUUUCUCCUUUCCUUUCAUCAUCCACUUUGGUUUCCCUCUUGCUUUCGCUCACUGAGGGACCGUUACUACUGACGUGCGCCUUUCACUUUGCUUUUGAUCUGCUUUGCCUUUCAGUGAAGGUCCCUCUGUCUUCCCACCGCGCCGCCAGGCUUGGGCUGCAAACCUUUGCUUCUCUUUGGGGAGAAGCCCUCAGAUUCUUGCAGCACAUAAAAAUUGUGAAGGAAACCCUCAAAUGCCAGCACUUUAUUAACUAUAAGCUCUGCAAACCCCUUUCUGUCCUGGCACACGUGGUCUGAGCGCCUCUCGCUGAACUGGUGCUGCCCCAGUUAACACAAGCCAGCUUUGUGUCACCACCACUGUCACCAACAGCUCCUGCACAGCUCUGCGCAAGAGCAGGACCAGAUCUUCGCCUUUCAAUCCUGGUGGUGUUUUACUCUGAGCAGAAACGAAAGGGGAAGGGCUCACAGCGUGGCCGCGGCUGCUCUGCGCCCGCAGCGCUCCCCGCGCCUCCAGCUCGGCAGAGAGCAGCAGCACCUGCUUAACCCGGGCAGCGGGGCGAAGUCCAUCCCUGCUUAGUGAAGCACUUGAGACAAAGUGCUCUGCUAAAUCGAAGCCAAAUGCAACUCUGGGCUGCGUAAACAGAGGUAUCCACUUGUCAGCGCGGCUGUGCACAUGCCAGAGGACCUGCUCACAAACAGCUCCAUGAAAUGGGCCUCUGUCCUGCCGAGCGCUGCGCCUCGUUGCGGAGCAGUAAGCGACUGGAGCCAGAGAGCCCCAGAUCCCAGCCAGCAGCAGCGACCGGAGCGUUUCCAGAAUCCUCAGAGCUUUGGACUUCGGGGAGUGAAUGCUCAGAUCACUUCUGGACUGAGUUAGCGCUGCCUGUCUCUGCAAUCUUUCUGUGUGCACAGGAGGAUCUCCAGCCUGUUUCAUCCCACAUCCUCACAAUCGCUCCAAGCCCGCGUUGCUGAAGCCCCGUCCCCGGGGACGUGCCGGGGCCCUGUCACCCCUGCCCUGCCCGGGGAGCGCGGUGGCCCCGGUGCUGCCGAGCAGAAGCCUCGUCAGUCCCGAUCACUGACGGCCCCGUAAACCCCAGUGCCCUCGAAAGACAGGAAAAAUGGAAAUGACUUCUCUCCUUCAUGGAGGUCUCGUGGCCUUAAAACUUAAUAGUCUCUCAAAUGCCGUAAUGCAAGAGGGGACUUUUAUGGACUCGACAAGGCAUAAUAUUAUUAAGGUGUGUUAUUAUAUUAAUUCCAAUAUUUCAUGAGACGGGGCGGGGGAGAGGGUGAAGAAUAAAACCUCUCCCUGGG